GUUAGUUUUUUGUUGUGACUUACUAAUUUCUGUGGAAACGAAGAGGAAACUUAAGCGGACCCAGUAAUCAAAAUGAGUUGUUUGAUUAUGUAGAACUUUCCUAAUGUAAAUUAGCCGAGUACAGGAGACAUCCAAGAAUGAGUAGGCCUAGACAAAUAACCUGGAAACCAAGUAUUGCUGCACCAGUUCUGAAGAAAAAUUCCUGCCUGUCGGAAGAUGCACAGCGUGUCCUUGGAGCAAUUCAAAGAGAGCAGAGCAAGGGUCCUUGUGAUCAGAGACUCAGGGAUGUAUCAAGUUAUUAUAGACAUAUUUAUGAAAAGAAAUUCAGCAUGGUUUCAUCAACAAAUCAUAACCCCUUUAAAAUUAAAAUGGAAAAUGAAUAUUCUCUGUGUGAAGGGCAGGAUUUCUAUGGUAGGAGUAGUGCAAAUAAGGUGGACAGAGGCCUUUUGAAUAAACAUGGAGAAAAUGAACAGAUUGAUUUUUCUGGUAUCAGUUUUGACUUUCGAUCUCGGUUCUUCCAAAAUGGAGGGAAUGGGAUAUCAAAAAGUCGAUAUCAGAUACCACUUCCUCGUGAGAUGAAUGAUUCCUCUGGUACAAGUCUGUACACAGAAUGCAGUUUUACACUACCUCUGGAUUAUCAAAAGCAAAGUUCUGUAAACCUACAAGGCAAACCACGGAAAGGUGAUCUGUACCAAAGUAAGAAAUAUUGUGAUUUUAUCUCUAAUAAAAAAAACCUGGCGAUAUUGGAAGCAGUGGACAUUAAUCACAUGGGUAACAUAGAUAGUAGUGGUGGACCUUAUAAAGAAACAAGAACAAAAGUCAGCAGUCUCCCUCCUACCAUACAGCAAUAUAAAUGUGAACAACCAAAGAAUAGCUCUAUUAAGAACAGCAAUGUUCUAAAUCAGCUGGCUAACAGUGUACCAAUAAUGGGAGAACCUGAACAACAUGUGCACUCACAGGUCCUCUUUUCUCAAGAUGAAAUUAUCAGUGACAUAGACUUGGAUUUUCCAAAAGUUUCAAAACCAGUAGAGGAUUUCAAAAACAAACACUCUAAAGAGAAUAUUCCAGCUGAGGUUGAAAGGACUCCUUGUGCUACAGUCUCAAGGAAAAACAGCACUAUCAGUUCAAAUAUUGCAAGGAGAUUAUAUGAGCAUAAGAGAAAGAGGCAAGAAAAUGGAGCACCUGGAACUGAAUGCAACGGGGAAGUAAAGCAGACAAAGAAAAUACUGACUCAUUACUCUGUGCCUUACAAAAGAAAGAAAGAUGAUGAACAAAGUGAUUGUGGAUCAAAAGCAAAAUCAGCUUCAAGCUAUCAUGAUAUAACAGAGAUGUCAGUGAUUGAAAGGAGACAGAUGCUGGAUAAGAUUCUACAAAGUAAAGAAAUAGCCAUUACUCUUCUUUACUCAGAUGGCUCCACACAGCUGAGGGAACAUACUGAUGAUAGCAGUUCUAAGAAGAAAAGCGGUACUCUAAAGAUGAAGCCCAUAUCUCAGGUUUCUGGAUUGUACAUGAAAAGUACAGGGGACCAGGAUCACAAUUUUCUGUACAUACCUCUACAAAUAAGUGAUACAGUAGUUCACAAGCAGAUCAAUGAUUUUUUAAAAGAAUUCCUCAACAGUAGAAGCAGACAAGUAUGCUAUUGUGCAAAAGACUUUCUCAUUGUUGUGUUGAAAUACCUGGAGAAAAUUGAGAAGUGUCCCAUGAAUGAUUUUCUGGCAUCAACGGUGUGGGAUCCGGUUGUUGCUGAGUGGUUAUCAAAUCCAGAUAAAGCAACCUCCAACUUCCAGCAAAUGCUCAUAGACAAUGGAAUACAACAGAAGAAACAGUCCAUUGAUCAUCUUGGAGACAACUCUUUAUCUGAAGAUUUGGACAUGCUGCUAGAACUGAUGCAAAAGCAAUUCCAAAACCUACGCUCCAAAAAUCUAGAACAGUUAUUUCUUGGUAUAGAGACUAAAUUGAUGCCCAUUUUAGCUGCCAUGGAUACAAGAAAAAUAAAAGUUCAUACAAAAACAAUGCUGAAGUUCUCAGAAAUUUUAAAGAUAAAGAUGAAUUCCUUAGAGCAGAAAGCACAUGACAUUGUGGGACACACCUUUGCCAUUUCCAGUCCAGCUCAGAUUCGACAGGUUCUUUUUGAAGAACUGAAGCUUCAUACAAAAUUACUGACAGACACAAAGCUUGCCAAAACAGCAGUAGGGCAUCAGUGGUCAACCUCAGAAUCCGUGCUGUCACAGUUAGCAGGUGUACAUCCCCUCCCAUCUGUCAUACUAGAGUACCGACAGGUGGGUGAAAAAGUCAUUCAGAAAUUGAAAUCCACGUACAUAGAUGGGAUGAUGAAUGCAGUGGUGGAUGGGUACCUGUCGUCACAUUGGGACCAGACCUCUGCUGCCACUGGUCGACUAUCCUCUCACACCCCCAAUAUUCAGGCUAUCCCGAAAUCCUCCAGUUUGAUCUCCAUCACUGAUACAGCCAAACAUUGCAUCAUUGGUAAGGAAACUGAAGAGAAGAAUGUGGAGAUAUUUGCCAGGGAUUCCUUUGUAAGCCAUGAUGGAUGGUCUUUUCUCUCUGCAGAUUUUCAGCAGAUAGAACUGAGACUACUAGCUCAUUUAUCAAAUGAUUCAACUCUAUUAAGACUGUUCAAAGAACAUAGUGACAAAGACAUAUUCAUAGAACUCACAGCUCAAUGGCUGAGGAAAUCAUCAGCUGAUGUCACCUCUGCAGAAAGAGAACAGACAAAGAGGAUAGUUUAUUCUGUCAUGUAUGGUGCAGGAAAAGAAAAAUUGGCAGAGUACUUGAAGAUCACUCCUAUGGAUGCUAAAAGUAUCAUAGAUAGCUUCUUGGUUUCUUUCCCUAUUGUAAAUCAUUUCUCCAGGAAAUGUAUAGAAUUUUGCAGACAAAAAGGUUACACAGAGUCUAUUUUCAAAAGGAGGAGAUUGAUCCCCAACAUAAAUCACCCCUAUGCUCCACUUCGAGCAAAAGCCGAGAGGAAAGCUGUUAAUUUCUGUGUUCAAGGGUCUGCUGCUGAUUUGUGCAAAGCUGCUAUGCUUCAAGUAGAACACACACUACUUCAACAUUCAGAUCUAAAAGUAAGACUUCUGGUUCAAAUCCAUGAUGAAUUGAUAUUUGAAGUACCAGAUGAGCAUAUCUCAAGUGCUGGGGCUUUGAUAAAGUCAGUGAUGGAGGACAGCGGGAAACUUUGUGGUCACUUUACACAGCUCAGAAUUCCAAUCAAAGUGUCACUGUGUGCUGGGAAAACCUGGGGUCAUAUGUCUCCUCUAUAAAGAUAGAAAGAAAACUCCCACUCGGAGUCCAAGUCACUCAAUGAGUGGAAUGAUACACACGCAUGUAUAGUGUGACAAAUUGUAUACAUAAAGAAACGAAAUUAUAUAUUUUUAAAGAUUUAUUUCAACACUUCACUAUAGGCAUAUCAAAGUUUACUUAACAAUAAUAAAUGUAUUGUACAGUUGUACACACAAAUGUAUAUACUAGUACAUAGUGUGUAAUGAUAGCUAAGCAACAAAACAUGUAUAUCAACAUAGAAUAUAUAUAACAUGUAACAAUGUUUAAAUAUACAUCUUACUAUAACAGGUGGAAAACUUGUACCAAUUUUAUCCUUUGUUUGCUGCAUAACAGCAGCUCACCGGUCUAUAAAAAAUUUGUGGUCAACUGCAGUCAUACAUCACAAAUUUUCUAUAGGAUAAUUCUUUGCCUGACAUUUGUUACUAGCAAUUGGCAUUAUUUAAUGACCCUUUAAAUUCUGAGGUAUUGAAAUGAAGUACAUUAUAUUUCACAUACACAUACAAACAAUAUAUAGAACAGUAAAACUUGCUUAUAUUGGAACUUCAUUAUGAAGAAAUUUUCAUUAUGUAGGGACUAAUUAGUAAAUUCACAACUGCAUUUCUCAGAUGUCUUUAAUAGUAAGAUAAAAUUGUUAUUAGGCAUUCAGUUAAUGGGAAUACUUGGUUUUAAGGAGGUGAUAUUCAUUCCCCAAUUGCAAUUUUACAAUUAUAAUUUCUCUGUUCUUAAGUUGAAUAUUAGCAUAAUUUCUUUUCUUUGUCUAAAAUGAAUUUACUUUAAAAAGGUAAAGUACAAUAAAUUCUUUUUCAAUUA
Messenger RNA from Ostrea edulis (European flat oyster), 4107 nucleotides. RefSeq names its product DNA polymerase nu-like. Bases 138 to 3278 code for a protein of 1046 amino acids. Gene Ontology annotation, biological process: double-strand break repair; DNA-templated DNA replication. The record is from RefSeq and is a predicted model, not a curated record. Lineage: Eukaryota; Metazoa; Mollusca; Bivalvia; Ostreida; Ostreidae. The transcript is spliced from 23 exons. Gene Ontology annotation, molecular function: DNA binding; DNA-directed DNA polymerase activity.